AUGAGCCUCUGGUGGCAGUUCAUUCCCUACUUCCUGUUGGGCGCAGCUGAGACCUUCACCAACGUUGGCAUUCUUGAGAUGUUCUUCACACAGGUGUCCGAGGGCAUGCGCGCCCUGGGCGCGUCCUUCUACCUCCUGACAAUCGCCAUAGGCACCUACCUGGCCAGUGCCCUCAACAUCAUCGUCGCCGCCGCCUUCCCCAAUGACCUUUGGGUGGCCGACAACCCCAUUUUUGGUCACUAUGAUUACUACUUCUUCCUGAAUGCUGUCAUCAUGUUGUUGGGAUACAUCGCCUUUUUGCUGGUCACUCGCAACUACGAGGAGAAGCCUGUCAUUAAUGCUGACAGGGACCCCCUGAACACGGAGACCCGGACCCACAGCAACCUCUCAAGCGCCUCCCGCGCCUGGCCCAGCGCGGCCAGCCGCACCGGCCGCGCCAUCGAGCUGAGGGCACGCUCCAUCGAGUCUGUCGCCCGCAUCUCCCUGGCAUCAGCCGGCGGCAAGGACGCCAGCCAUGUCCCUGAGGCUGGGCUGGUGUCGGGGCGCGGAGAGGCAUGA
Monoraphidium neglectum is the source of this 558-nucleotide messenger RNA. RefSeq names its product Peptide transporter PTR2. Gene Ontology annotation, biological process: transmembrane transport. Gene Ontology annotation, molecular function: transmembrane transporter activity. Bases 1 to 558 code for a protein of 185 amino acids. The transcript has 5 exons. NCBI's taxonomy places the organism in Eukaryota, Viridiplantae, Chlorophyta, Chlorophyceae, Sphaeropleales, Selenastraceae. Gene Ontology annotation, cellular component: membrane. The record is from RefSeq and is a predicted model, not a curated record.